This is a messenger RNA of Candida dubliniensis CD36, 1029 nucleotides long. It is a transcript of the gene GOR1, whose product is annotated as glyoxylate reductase. Gene Ontology annotation, cellular component: cytosol. Gene Ontology annotation, molecular function: hydroxypyruvate reductase [NAD(P)H] activity; NAD binding; glyoxylate reductase (NADPH) activity. The record is from RefSeq and is a predicted model, not a curated record. The coding region runs from base 1 to 1029 and encodes 342 amino acids. The transcript has a single exon. NCBI's taxonomy places the organism in Eukaryota, Fungi, Ascomycota, Pichiomycetes, Serinales, Debaryomycetaceae.
AUGACAACAGGCACAUCCAAACCAAAAGUUCUUCUUGUAGGGGAGUUUAUUUAUUCGAAACAGAAAUGGUCUGAAUUAGAAGGAAUUGCAAAAGUAGUUCAAUGUGAAUCAACCACUCGUGAACAAUUCAUUCAAGAUUUGCAAACAAAAUAUAACGACAUCACCUCCAUUGCACGUACAUUUUAUUCUGUCAAUGAAACCGGACGCUUUGAUGCAGAUUUGGCACAGCAUAUGCCAAAAACCUUAAAGUCAAUUAGUCACUGUGGUGCUGGUUACGAUCAAGUUGACGUUGAACCAUUUACCAGAUUGCGGGUUCAGGUAUCGAAUGUGACUGAGCCGGUUGAAAGACCAACUGCUGAUGUGGCUGUAUUUUUAGUAUUAGCCUGUAUGAGGAAUUUUCUACAAGGUCGUCAGAUUUUGAUGAAUGGUGAGUGGCCUUUAAAUGGAGACCAGGAGGCUGGAGGCGCUCCUCUUGGACAUACGCCUCAAGGGAAAGUGGUUGGUAUUUUGGGUAUGGGUGGCAUAGGUAGAGCUAUUAGAGAUAGAUUGAAACCCUUUGGGUUUGAUAGAAUUGUUUAUUAUAACAGAAAACAGUUGAGUCCUGAAUUAGAAAAAGGAGCUGAGUAUGUUACUAUGGAUGAAUUGUUCAAGCAAUCCGAUGUAAUAAUUAUUGGGGUCCCGUUAAAUGCUAAAACAAGACACUUGAUCAACAAGGAUGCCAUUCAAAAGAUGAAGGAUGGCGUGGUUUUGGUAAAUAUAGCAAGAGGAGCAAUUAUAGAUGAAAAACAGCUUCCAGGCUUGAUCAAAUCUGGUAAGAUUGGAGCUUUUGGUGCCGAUGUAUUUGAACAUGAACCAGAAGUUUCGUCCGAACUAGUUAAUUUACCCAAUGUUAUUGCUCUACCCCAUAUGGGCACACACUCUGUUGAGGCACUUACGAAUAUGGAAGAAUGGGUAGUUUCUAAUGUGGAAACGUUCAUCAAAACUGGGAAAUUAAAAACAAUCGUACCAGAGCAACAAGGUAUAUUUUGA